AUGACGUCCAGCGGUCCCUCUAACGCGAUUCGCGAUAUGCAAUGUUUAUUCAUUCCGGAUGACUCCACACCGGAACGCCCUAUAGAAGAAAUGAACAUCCAUUUUCCUCCGGGAAAGUCGUUUGGUGACGUUGUAUGCGAGGUUCUGCAAUGCGAAAGAGAAUGCCCCGAAAUCCUAGUCACCGACGAGCAUCUCGCAGUAUUCAACGGACAUGACGACGUCCUUUUGGCUUGGAAAGGCACACCCGCAAGCUCGUUUGCGGUGAGAUGCUCGUAG
Psilocybe cubensis is the source of this 276-nucleotide messenger RNA. RefSeq lists its product as uncharacterized. Bases 1 to 276 code for a protein of 91 amino acids. Lineage: Eukaryota; Fungi; Basidiomycota; Agaricomycetes; Agaricales; Agrocybaceae. The record is from RefSeq and is a predicted model, not a curated record. The transcript is spliced from 2 exons.